Messenger RNA from Entrophospora candida, 1108 nucleotides. Lineage: Eukaryota; Fungi; Glomeromycota; Glomeromycetes; Entrophosporales; Entrophosporaceae. The record is from the annotation of a GenBank genome assembly.
AUGUCAACUACUGAAGAAAAACUUCAGAAGGCAGAAAAGGAGUAUGAGGAAGUGAGGGAUAAGUUGAAUGAAAAAGAGAAGAGGUUGAAUGAAUUGAGGAGGGGUGCAGUAAAAGAAGAUUAUAAUGGUGAAAAAGAGAAUUUAGAAAAAAAGGAAUCAUGGAAAGAAAAUGAAAUGAAAGAACAACUGGUUGCUGAAUUUCCCAGUAAGCAAAUAAAAGUUGAUGGUGAAGACCUGUUGGGCUUUUGGAAUGCUUUAAGAACUACUACAAUUGGUGAAAAUGAUGAUUUUCUCAAACUGCCUGAUAAUAUCCACUUUUUGGGGAAAAGUGAUGAAGCUUCAAUCUUAUUUAUUUGUAAAUGUUAUUGUGACCUGUUCAAGGUUGUUUUUAGCAAUAAUAUGAGAAGAUUGAUUAUCACUGGAAAUCCAGGGAUUGGAAAAACGUUUUUUAGUUACUAUAUACUUUAUGAGCUCAUGCAAAAAAACACAACAGUUAUAUAUGACAAAGUUAAUAACUUUCUGAUUUUAUUCAACAAUAAAACUGUUGUUGUUGGUGAAAAUCUAUUCAGUUUUUAUGAUCAUCUAAAUAAACAAGAUGUCUGGUAUAUUGUAGACAAUAAAGAACCUCCAAAUGUUAAAGCUAAGACAAUUCUUGUCUGCUCACCAAAGAAGAAUUACUAUGUAGAAAUUGAUAAGUGUCCUUUAAUAACAACAUGGUAUAUGUCAACAUGGGACAGAAGAAAGAUUGAUACAUGCUGGGAAGAGAUUUAUAAAGACAAAGUCAAUAAAAAAACGGUUGGUGAUUUAUUUUACAAGUGGGGAGGAAUUCCUCAAUUCAUCUUGGAAAAAGCUAAUGAAGCAACUCAGCUCAAAGAAGCAAUUGUUGCAUGUGAUGAGAGUAUACUUAGGGCUUCUAUUGGCAGAUCUGAAGCCAAACAAGAUAUAAGCCACAAUCUUAUUCACAUCAUGACAAAUCCCCUGAUUGAGGAGAGCAAUAAUUACAGUCUUGAAGGAAAUGAUGGUCUUGAAGAAGAUGAUGAUGAAGUUGAAUAUGUUGAAGAGGAACCUUAUAUGCAAAAAAUUAUAAAAUUUGCAUCUGCAUAUGUGA